CCGGCCCUCCCCUGGAUGCAGUCGCAGCGCAGCCUGGUGAAUUCCAUCUGAAAAGUGAAGGCUGUUUGCUGAGUCAUAGAGCCCUCGGAGCCGGCACAGCUGCACCCGGCCUCGGCCCAGCUGAGCUUCCCCGGGUCACCAGGAAACGGGUGAGUGAGAAAAUGUAGCGGAGAGGCAGCAAGGCGACACCUGCCCCAGCUUGGCGUGGACAGCCCAGCCCAGACAGGCGGCCCGCUCCCGGCGCCCCUCGGGCCCCCCUCACCAUGUCCAAGAAGGGCGUGGGCAGCCGAGCCAAGGGGGACAAGGCCGAGGUCCUUGCCGCGCUGCAGGCCGCCAACGAGGAGCUACGGGCCAAGCUCACGGACAUCCAGAUUGAGCUGCAGCAGGAGAAGAGCAAGGUCAGCCGGGUGGAGAGAGAGAAGAACCAGGAGCUGAAGCAGGUGCGCGAGCACGAGCAGCACAAGAACGCGGUCCUGCUCACGGAGCUGAAGAGCAAGCUGCACGAGGAGAAGAUGAAGGAGCUGCAGGCCGUGCGCGAGACGCUGCUGCGCCAGCACGAGGCCGAGCUGCUGCGCGUCAUCAAGAUCAAGGACAACGAGAACCAGCGGCUGCAGGCGCUGCUGCACGCCCUGCGCGACGGCGGCCCCGAAAAGGUCAAGACCGGGCUGCUGUCCGAGGCCAAGGAGGAGGCCAAGAAGGGGUUCGAGGUGGAGAAGGUAAAAAUGCAGCAGGAGAUCUUGGAGCUCAAGGGGGCCAAGCGGCAGGUGGAGGAGGCGCUGACUAUGGUCAUGCAGGCCGACAAGAUCAAGGCCGCGGAGAUCCGGAGCGUGUACCACCUGCACCAGGAGGAGAUCUCCCGCAUCAAGAAGGAGUGUGAGCGUGAGAUCCGCAGGCUGGAACAGCAGUUGGAUGAAAAGGAUGCCCGGCGUUUCCAACUUAAAAUCGCAGAGCUAAGCGCCAUCAUUCGGAAACUCGAGGACCGGAACGCCUUGUUGUCCGAAGAGAGGAAUGAGCUGCUAAAGCGUUUAAGAGAAGCUGAAAGCCAGUAUAAGCCACUGCUGGAUAAAAACAAGCGCCUCACUCGGAAAAACGAGAGCCUGUCUCACACGCUGCGUCGGAUGGAAAACAAGUUAAAAUUUGUCACUCAGGAGAACAUAGAAAUGAGACAAAGAGCCGGGAUCAUAAGGAGACCCAGUUCCUUAAACGACCUGGAUCAGAGUCAGGAUGAGAGAGAAAUCGACUUCUUGAAACUCCAAAUUGUGGAGCAGCAGAACCUCAUAGACGAGCUGUCCAAGACCCUGGAAACGGCCGGCUACGUGAAGAGCGUGCUAGAGCGUGACAAGCUUUUGAGAUUUCGGAAACAGAGGAAGAAGAUGGCCAAGCUGCCCAAGCCGGUGGUCGUGGAGACCUUCUUCGGAUACGAUGAAGAGGCUUCCCUGGAAUCUGACGGCUCUUCCAUAUCCUACCAAACCGACAGGACGGACCAAACCCCGUGCACCCCAGACGAUGACCUGGAGGAGGGCAUGGCCAAGGAGGAGACGGAGCUGCGGUUCCGGCAGCUGACCAUGGAGUACCAGGCCCUGCAGCGCGCGUACGCCUUGCUGCAGGAGCAGGUCGGAGGGACGCUGGACGCAGAGCGAGAAGUUAAGACCCGUGAGCAGCUCCAAGCAGAAGUGCAGAGAGCGCAGACACAGAUAGAGGACCUGGAGAAGGCCCUGGCCGAGGAGGGCCAGGACAUGAAGUGGAUCGGAGAGAAGCAAGCCCUGUACCGGAGGAACCAAGAGCUUGUGGAAAAGAUUAAGCAAAUGGAGACGCAAGAGGCUCGGUUAAAACACGAGGUCCAGGAUGUGAAAGACCAGAACGAGCUGCUGGAAUUCCGCAUCCUGGAACUGGAGGAGAGGGAGAGGAAGUCACCCGCCAUCAACUUCCACCACAUCCCCUUCGUGGACGGCAAGAGCCCCCUGCAAGCGUACUGUGAGGCGGAAGGCGUGACGGACAUCCAGGUCACAGAGCUGAUGAAGAAGCUGGACAUCUUGGGGGACAACGCCAAUCUGACCAAUGAAGAGCAAGUGGUUGUCAUACAAGCCAGGACAGUCCUGACCUUGGCUGAAAAGUGGCUCCAGCAGAUGGAAGAGAUGGAGACAGCCCUGCAGCGGAAGAUGGUCGACCUGGAGAGUGAGAAGGAGCUGUUCAGUAAACAGAAGGGCUACCUGGAUGAGGAGCUGGACUACAGGAAGCAGGCCUUGGACCAGGCUCACAAGCACAUCCUGGAGCUGGAGGCCAUGCUGUUCGACGCCCUGCAGCAGGAGGCGGGGGCCAAGGUGGCUGAGCUGCUGUCGGAGGAGGAGCGGGAGAAGCUCAGGGUGGCCGUGGAGCAGUGGAAGCGCCAGGUCAUGAGCGAGUUGCGUGAACGGGACGCCCAGAUCCUGCGGGAGCGCAUGGAGCUCCUGCAGCUGGCACAGCAGAGAAUUAAAGAGUUAGAAGAAAGAAUAGAGGCUCAGAAGAGACAAAUAAAGGAACUGGAGGAAAAGCUUUCAUUCUGUGGUCAUAGCUCGCCCGGGCACCCUGACGUGCCCCCAGAGGAGCCGGACCCCGUCCCUCCAGCUGGACUAGACGGCAGCGGGUGCCGGGGUGGCCAAUGGAGACCGCCUGCGUCAUCCCCGCGGACCCAGGAGGCUCUGGCCUGUGCGGACCCCCUCCUGUCGAGGAAGCGGCCGAGAGGGGGGCUUGAGCUGCUCUGAGCGGGCGGCUGUCCACCCUGACGAGCCGGAGCGAGAACUAGUUUCCUGACUGGGCUCCUCUGGAAGAGCUUGGUCUUGGCUGCUGGACCCUGGGGUCCCUCCUCGGGCACAGCCCCCCAGUCCCAGUUCCAGGGACAUGAGUCCCCGAGCCUGCAGCCCACCCCUCCUGGUUCCCGCAGUAGCUGUUACAUGGUCUCCGAGGAGGAUUCUCAGAAAAACGCAGGCGCCCCACGAAAUGACAGAGUGCAGGCUGUGGCCGCGAUGGUGACCUGCGUUCCCGACGUCCCGAGGGCGGUCUCCCGGGGCCGCCACAGCUGGGCUACGCUGACGCUGCGACUCGCUCACUGGGGUCCCAAGCACUUACUGAUGGACACGUCACGAUGCCCUCCCUUGUUUGACGCUGAUGCCCCGCGGGCACAGAUGGGGCCGCGGCUGCCACGCUGCUCCAUGCCACCCCCGCGGCCU
This is a messenger RNA of Myotis lucifugus (little brown bat), 3206 nucleotides long. It is a transcript of the gene JAKMIP3, whose product is annotated as Janus kinase and microtubule interacting protein 3. The transcript has 22 exons. Gene Ontology annotation, molecular function: kinase binding; microtubule binding. NCBI's taxonomy places the organism in Eukaryota, Metazoa, Chordata, Mammalia, Chiroptera, Vespertilionidae. The coding region runs from base 264 to 2741 and encodes 825 amino acids. The record is from RefSeq and is a predicted model, not a curated record.